This is a messenger RNA of Prionailurus viverrinus (fishing cat), 3095 nucleotides long. It is a transcript of the gene IFNLR1, whose product is annotated as interferon lambda receptor 1. The transcript is spliced from 7 exons. Lineage: Eukaryota; Metazoa; Chordata; Mammalia; Carnivora; Felidae. The record is from RefSeq and is a predicted model, not a curated record. Gene Ontology annotation, molecular function: protein binding.
UCCGCCACCCCCAGGAUGCGGCGGAGCAAACCGCCACGCAGACGCGGAGGAGGUUCCAGCCGUCUUUGAGCCGCGGUGGCGGUGGCGCGGGGAGCCGGCCGGCCGCCCAGCUCGCCGCGGCGGGGCUGCCCCCGGGGAAGCCCCCGCCGAGUCCCGGCCCGCGGGGGCGGGGCCCGCGGCUCGGCCUCCCAUUGGCUGCCGUCCGCAACCACCUGCCGGCCGGCGGGCGGCGGGGCCGGAGCGGGGACCUGGCGGCGCCCGGCGGGCAGCUCAGGAGCCGGCCUGGCGGGGCUCGGCCGGUGGGUCCCCCUGCUCCUGUGCCUGCUGCAGUCCACUCAAGGGAGGCCCCAUCUGGCUCCUCCUCAGAACGUGACGCUGCUCUCCUGGAACUUCAGUGUGUACCUGACAUGGCUCCCAGGGCCUGGCUACUCCCAGAAUGUGACCUAUUUUGUGGCCUACCAAAGCGCUCCGACCCCCAGACGGUGGCGGAAAGUGAAACAGUGUGCCGGAACCAAAGAGCUGGCCUGUUCUCUGAUGUGCCUGGAGAAACAAGACCUGUACAACAAGUUCAAGGGGCGUGUGUGGGCAGUUUCUACCGGCUCCAGGUCCCCCCCGGUGGAGUCCAAGUACCUGGAUUACCUUUUUGACGUGGAGCCAGCCCCACCCGUCCUGGUAGUCACCCGGAAGGAGGAGAUCCUGAGCAUCAAUGCCACAUAUCAGCUGCCCCACUGCAUGCCCCCACCGGAUCUGAAGUACGAGGUGGAUUUCUGGAAGGAGGGAACAAAGAAUAAGACACGAUUUCCAGCCACUCCCCGUGGCCAGCCAGUCCAGAUCCCCCUGCAGCCAGCCACCAGCGGACCCUACUGCCUCAGUGCCAGAACCAUCUACACCUUUGGUGAUCCUAAGUACAGUGGGUUCUCUAAGCCUACCUGCUUCUUCCUGGGGGCCCCAGGAGCCAACUGGGUAUUCCUGGGGUUGCUGCUGCUUCUGCUUCCACUGCUGUUGGUCAUUGCCAUAGGCCAUGUGAUCUGGAGGAGGUUCACAGACAACCCCUGGUUUCAGCAGGCAAAGAUGCCCUGGGCCCUGGACUUUACUGGACACAGACGCCCCGUGGCAACCUUCCAGCCCUGUGGCCCUGAGUCCCCAGAUGCCUUGAUCCUCUGUCCCCAAAAGGAACUGGCCAGAAGGGUCAGGCCGAGCCCUAGUGUCAGGACCCCAGCCACCGUCCAGGCAGGAUCAGAGGAGGACAGUGCUGAGGAGGAGAAGGACGAUGAGGAGGACACAGAUGACGGUGUCAGCUUCCAGCCCUACAUUGAACCACCGCCCUUCCUGGGGCAGGACCACCGGACCCCGGGGCACUCGGAGGUGGGGGGCACCUGGACUCCUCCCAGCCAGGCCGAAGGCUCCUCGGCUGCGGAUGCUUCAGACAGAAGCGGGGCCAGCACUGGGGGCUCCUCUCCCCGGGAUGAGCCCGGGUCUUGUUGUUUAACCAAGAAGGGACCGGGCCAAGGGCCAGGUGGGGAUGGGUGUCAGGAGCCUCUCCUCCUCCACGAAUUCUCCCAGGACCUGAGUUUCCUGGAAGAUCCCCUGAAAGACAACCUUUCCUCCUGGACCAGCUGCUUUUCAUCACCAGGGCUCAAUCUGGUCCCUGGGGAGCCCCCAGUUUCUCUUCACACACUGACCUUUUGCUGGGACAGCAGCCCUGAGGAGGAAGAGGAGGAGGAGGGGGAAGAAGAAGGAGGAGGAGGGGAGAGGGAAUCAGAAAUCGAGGGUGACGUUACUGGCAACUGGAGGGCUGAGAGCCUCCAGAAGGCUGAAAUCAGAGGCGGGACACUAGGGCAUUACAUGGCCAGGUAAGCUUUCUUCAGCAUCCCUCCAAGUCUAAGCUUUCCAAGGACCCAAGACGCCACCUGGACUUGAGAGCCUGGGCGCAUCCUGCCUGGGUCCAUAGAGGGCUUUUACGGCACUUUAGAAACCCCAGCCGCAGCAGCCAUCCCAUCCUUUGACUCGCCGGCUUCGAGCCGAGCUCUAAGAAGGGUGAGGACAAGAAUGGGCCGAGGUCAGAGGCUGACUGGCUGUCACAUCACCCCACUGCCUUUGGGGUGACGGAGCAGUUAGAGAAAGCAUCCCUGGACAAUGUCAAAGGUCAGGUCACAGUAGACAACCAAGGGCUGACACCACAAGGGACCAUCUGGAUCUGGGGGGAGGGAGGUUUGGAGCACACCUUUAUGAGUGUCAUACCUUUCUCCGGCACCUGCUGAGCUCCCGCCGCCCCUGAGUCUCAGCCUCCUGGUUCAUGAGUCCUCUAGCGUGGGCCUCAGUGAAGAAAAACCCAGUAAGCAGGGGAUAGUCUCUGACUUACGGAAUUAACACAGCUUUUUUUUUUUUUUUUUUUUUUUUUUUUUUUUUUUUUGAGAGAGAGAGAGAAAGGGAGAGAGAGAAUCCCAAGCAGGUUCUGCACGGUCAGCACAGAGUCUGACCCGGGGCUCACACUCACGAGCUGUGAGAUCAUGACCUGAGCUCAAAUCAAGAGUCGGACGCUUAACCAAGGAAGCCAACCGGGCACCCCUCCGCAGCUUUUAUUAUCAGACAGACCUGGCUUCAAAUCCCAGCCGUGCCGUUUACCAGUCACGUGACUUUGACUAGCAGCAUUCACUUUUCUCUGGUCUCCCCUUCGUCUACCUCCUGCCCUCCACCUUCACUUCCUCUCUCCUCCUGGUCAGGAAACCUCACUCUCAGAAGUCCGAGCCCGGCCACCAAGGACCCGGAUCGCUCUCCCCUUGGUUCCCAGAAAAGAACCAAGGGAUCCACCCUCCAAGGGGUCUGAUUUGUUGGGGGUGGGGUAACGACCCGUCAGAGAACUGGACUCCUGGGUCUGUGAUCCCUGUUUUAGACCGCACUUUAGACCUCUGGGUAUAAAGAAGUCCCAUUUUCCCUUCCAAUUAUGAGACUCGGUGUCUCCUGGAAGCAGGUAUGUUAGAAGGUGGCAGAGAGACGGUAAAGUAUCCCCCAAACCGAGAUGGCGCUUUGAGGCCAGGAAACGAAGCAGGCGACUCCGUGCAGUUUUCACAGAGUUUGGUUCAGGGUAAUUUACU